UCGGGAGACCUCCAUUCUGUAACAACUGUGUCUUGUCGGAAACCAUUCUAAGGGUUGUGGAUGAGAUUUGUCCUGUUUUCAGGUUGACUUUCCGCGGUGUUUGAGGACGAUGGGCUACACUCUAGCAUUUGUUCUUAUACGCAUCAUAUGUGAAAUAAAAUUGUUUUGAAGCAAUAAAGAAUUAGCAAUACAGAAUAUCUCAGGAAGUUCCAAAUUCUGAAAUUGUGAAUUUACUGCAUUGAAAAUGCCUUUCAAGCGACUAACAUGUCUUGCCUCGCCCGAGGAAGGAGGACACAAAGGUCGGCGCCCUUUGCCAGAAGAAAAUAUGCAGAUUGUUCCAGUUGAUAAAGAACCUGAAAUACCUGAAAAUGAAAAAGGAACUUGUUCGAUUGUUUUAAAGAAAAGUGAGGGAGUGGGAAUGGGAUUAACAGUUUCUGGAGGAUCUGAUAAGGGAGGCAGACCGAAGAUAUCGAAUAUGCGAUCUACUGGGAUAGCUGCAAUGAGUGACUUGCUACAAACGAGUGAUUACAUAGUGUCUGUAAAUGGUAUAAAGACCGGAAAAAUGAGACACGGAGAGAUUAUAAGUUUAUUGAAAAAUGUUGGACAAACUGUCACCUUGGAAAUUGAAUAUCAUCUUCCUCCAACAAAUGUCCAGACACCAACAAUCUCACAAAGAACAAUUGAUAUUAUAUUAACAAAGGAAGAUGCUGGUUUCGGUUUUGUGGUGAGAGGAGGACACGAUGAAGAUAAAAUGAAAACUCGGUCACUUGUGGUUACACACAUCCGUCCUGGGAGUGCCGCAGACAAAGAUGGAACGGUGAAAACAGGAGAUAGAUUGAAAUGUAUAAAUUCGAUGCAUUUAUAUCAAGCUACAUUAGAAGAAGUAAACGAAAUGUUAAAAAAUACUCCCAAGUCUACUACGUUUACUUUCGAAUAUGAUGUGUCUGUCAUGGAUGCAGUAAACAAUGCAUCUGGUCCACUUUUGGUUGAAAUAUCAAAGACUCCAGGCUGUAAUUUGGGACUUAUAUUGACUACUUCUAUACGAAGGAAAAAACGAGUCAUCUGUAUUGAAAAAAUCCUCCCUGCAAGUAUCGCAGACAGAUGUGGAGCAUUGAGGAUUGGAGAUCAGUUAUUAUCAAUUGAUGGAGUGAGUUUGGAUAUCAAUACAAUAUCAUUAGAAGAUGCAAGCAAGAUGUUGUUAUCAAAUUCGGAUAAUGUUAGAAUUGAAAUUUUACCUAUCGCACAACUUUCUAUCGAAGCACCAAAGAAUUUAAAUUUCAACAGAUUUGCACCAACGAUAACUAGUGCACAAUCGUUAUCUGCGUUGAAUCAUUUUCCUCGAUAUCCACAUUCACAUCGAUCACUCGCAACAUCUACUUUACGAGGAAGCACAAGUACUUGGCAUAAAAGAAAGAUGCAUCGACCAAAGUAUAGUGCCAGUGCAAUGUCACUGGCCUCAGUCGACUACUUAAGUGGAAAUCAAGUUGUUCGGUCUGAAAACCUCGAAAUCUGUUUGUUAGCUGCCGAUAAUAAUUGUCCACCGGGAAGUUUAUCUGCAAUGUAUUUUGGUAUUCAACUACAAGGAGGAGUGUUUGCAACUGAAGUUUUCACUUCUUCACCUGCUAUUGCUUUUAUUGAAAGUGACAGUGCUGCAGAAAGAUGUGGACGAAUACAAGUCGGUGACAGAUUAUUAUCAGUAAAUGGUUGCGGAACUGAAAAUGAAACUUUAGAAGAAGUUAAAGGAAUGCUAUCAGAAGCUAUGGAGGGUGGACAAGUAUAUGUUGAAAUUGAAUUUGAUGUCGCUGAAUCUGUGGUGCCAAGCAGUGGAACGUUUCAUGUUAAACUACCAAAGAGAAGAGAAAUUGAUUUGGGAAUUGUUGUGGGAAAAAUGAUGACGCCCAAUGAACCGCUUGUUAUAACUGAUAUAAAAAGAGGAUCCACAGCACAUAGGACUGGUACAAUACAAGCUGGUGAUAAAUUACUAGCUAUCGAUGGUGUGAGAUUGGAUAAGAAUUCAACAGUGGAAGAUGCACUUGCUUUAUUGCUUAGUGCAGAAGAUGUUGUCAGAUUGAAAAUAAGGAAAGAUGAAGAAAAUUCAGAUGAUGCAGAAUCGACUGGUGCUAUUUCAUUUACCGUUGAAUUGAAAAGAUAUGGAGGUCCACUGGGAAUCACAAUAUCUGGUACUGAAGAUGCUUUUGAUCCAAUCAUUAUAUCUGGACUCACUCCAGGUGGACUCGCACACAGAACUGGAGCAAUACACGAAGGUGAUCAAAUUUUGAGCAUCAAUAGCAUUCAACUGAGAACGAAACCUCUCAGUGAAGCAAUCAGAUUGCUACAAACUGCAGGAGAGACGGUUACUUUGAAAAUAAGAAAGAAGGCUUUCAAUGACCAAUCCACAGCACCUCCACCUACACAUUCAUCAUACACAAGCACACCUAGACAAUCUAUGACAAGAUCUACAUUGCCAAGAAGUUCUAAUAUAAUGAAAGAACCUAUCACAGAACUGAGUGAUCCAGAAGAUGAUAUUGCUACAUUUCAGAGUGAAGCAACAUACACAACGCAAGAGGCUUCUGUUGCUCCGGAACCAUCCUAUAUAAAUUCACCACCGCUUUUAACAAAAACCGAACCAGAGACAACAGAAUGUGCCAGGAUUGGACCUGCUGGAGCAGCAAGUGUUGAUAGUGCUGUAGGUUCAUUAGAAAGAUCUGCUUCGGAUGCUCAGCAACGUAAUUCGCCAACUAAUAGUGCAUCUCAACCAAAACCUCAUAUUCAAAGCAAACCUUUAAAAAGAAGUGAUUCAGUGCCUAGAAGAAUUGACAGUCUACGUGCCAAAUUUGAGUCGACACAAAAUUAUCCAACUAAUACCUGGAAUGCUUCAUCCCUCGAACAUAGAAGAGUUGAAUCUGCCAGACCAAGCUCAACGAGAAAUUCAGCUGGAUCAGAUUGGCAGAGUGCUUUGAGAGAUCUUCAGUCUGUUGGACAAUCAACUGAUAUUGUAAGAGAUUUAGAGGAAUCAAUUAUGACAACUAGAAAGUUGGAUAUUUCUGAUGACGUUUUCAGACAGCAUUCUCAUUCUACAGCUAAUAGUGUCAGUAACUAUCCACAAUCUAUGUAUCAACCUCGAUCUAUGAAUCAGCUAUCAUAUAAUGUGUCAACUAGCCCAGCUGUUCAACUACACAAGAUAACUCUGCAAAAGAAUCUUGAUUCUGAAGAUUUUGGGUUUUCACUUUCUGAUGGUCAAUUAGAACGUGGAGUUUAUGUUCAUUCUACGAGAUCUGAUGGACCAGCUGAUAGAGCUGGCAUGAGGCCAUAUGACAGGUUAUUGCAGGUAAAUGGAGUCAGAACAAGAGAUUUUGAUUGUUGUCAAGCUAUACCUUUAAUAGCGCAAGCUGGAAAGAGAAUAGUUCUAGUCAUCGCAAGACAUCCGCAAAAUACUGGAAUAUCAGUCUCAUCUCAUCCUAUGCCAUUACUUGCUCCUCCUGUCAAUGUACCAAGCACAAGUGCCAUGAGAUCUAGUGCUUUUGAAACUAUGUAGAUUGAGGAUAGGUUUGAUUUAUACUACAUUCUUAUUCUUUUUAUCAAAAUCAGUUGCCUAAAAAUUGCUUUGAACAAUUCUGAAUGUUUUGUUGGAAGAAGGAAUUUUUUCUUAUUAAAGGUAGUGGAAAAUAACUCUUCGAGGGUUUCAACAAGGGCGAAUUCUUGAAAUUUGAAAAAAUAAAUUUUGAAGAAAUUAGAGAAAUAUCAAUUUUCUGAUCAUAGUUUCAAGCAAUAUUCAUCUCCAAAGGAUUUCAAUAAAAAGUUUAAAAAUCAAAAAUAUGUGUUUUUCCUCAUUUUUUUAAAUAGUUUUGCCCUUUUUGUUGAAGCCCUCGUCUUGAUAUUCAUUGUGCAUGUCCGAACCUGAAUUUCUUGUUUUCUGCCUUGCCAUUUGUUUCGGUUAAAUGAAUCUUAUUUGCGAAAAAAAUCAUGGUAUAUUUUGUAAAUGAUUUGAUAGAUCAAUUGAUCAAUCAAAUGAUUUGUCAUAAAAUGACAAAUUUAACAAGAAAAACAAAUUGUAUUUUUAGUAUCUAAAUUGAAAACACCAAUUUUGAAUUGUGUUUGAACUAAAUUUUUUCUAUCAGCAUAGUAAUUAUUUUCUGUUUGGAAGUCAGUUGAAUCAUCCCUUGGUGUACAUAUUGUAAUUCUCAACCCUUGUUCACCAAUACAGUGAUACCUCAGAAGCCGAAGGACUCGAUACUCUGACAAUUUGGUAGUCGACCAAAAUUAAUUACCAUUGUUAGUUUGUUACUCAUGGUAAAAAAAGUGUUGGUAGUCGAACAUCAAUCCUCAACGAAUCAUAUUCACUAUAUAUCAUAUUCAAAACACGGCAGUACAUAUUUACUAAUUACUAAGACAUAGUUUUAUGAGUUAGAAAUCAAUGUACUGUUAUUAUCUAACGAAUCAUGAGGGUUAAGUAAGUUUUCGAUUAUUCCAAACCAUCUAUAAGAAUUUUAAGUUGAAUGAAAGUGUAAAUAACGUGAACAAGAGUAAAAUUUUCCUUUGUUAAACUUUGAGUCUUGUUCUGUUUUCAUAUUCAUCUUUUCUUGUGUGCUUUAUUUAUACCUAUGAAAUAUAAGCUCUCACUUGUUUGCUAAAUUAUAUCUGGUGCUCUGUCAUCAUAUUUAUAUUCUAACACAUUUCUUACAAGUAAUUUUCAUCAUUUUUUAUUAACGUCUUGUAUUUUGUUAUAAAAAAGACAGUAUUUUUCCUUUUUUUACAAUGAGAUAUUGUAUUUUUCCACUUUGGUGCUGAUUCAUUAUGUAUUUUGAGAUAUCAGUACAAAAUCAUGAAAUAUGUCACAUCAUUAUACAUGUUUUUGUAAGUCACUAGAAUCUAUGUAGUGUUCAAUGUAAGCAACAUUUUUUUCAUACCGGGGUCAUCCAUAAGUAGCCGAAAAUGUGUCUCUGUAAUUACUGGCCGAAAUAGCCUAAUUGAGAACAAAAUAUAAGCUGAGCUCAGAACGAAGGAUUUGGAUUCUGGAUUGAAAUAUGCUUACUGCUAUCCCUAAUUCAGUGCUAGCAGAAAUAACAAAAUAUGUUUCAUGUUAAAGCGAGGAAUUUGUUUUAAAUUUAAUCUCAAUGGCCAAACUUGGCUACACUUAAGCUUGCAUUAUCCUUGGCCAAGGAUAUUUCUGAUUUUCAAGGUGAAACCUGCAUCCAGUUUAACACAUUCUAAAUUAGCCAUUACUGUCAUUUUAUCAAGUUUUCCAAUAUCUGCGAGGAUGAUUUUUGUCUUUCAUACCUUAGCAUGGUGUGUCGUCCUGCACGUUCAUGCCUUACCCAAUUUACCAAGUUAUGAUAACGGUAUGGUCUUUGCGUCCAAAAUAUCUUCACAGUUUAGUCCAUCAUGCUAACGUAUGUAAUAUGACUUUACCACAAUUUACUUAACAAUAUUAUUGCUUACUUAUUCUCAUCUUGCCUUUUUAUUGUACUUCAUAUAUUCUUGAAUACCUAUAGAAGAGUUGAAAAAUUUGCCCUACAUUUAGUGCCCCAAUACUUUUUUUAUUUGUAUUUAUUAAAACGGACCAUUCUCUUGUUAUAGGUUGCUAUUCAUGAUUCUGUAAUUGAAGUAUUUUUCUAAAACCAAUAUAUCUACACCAUGAAAAUACCUGAUAUUCACCAUGGUGCAUGCAUUUUAUGGUACAUUAUGUACAUUGUGUUCAUUUGAUCGAUGGUACAACAUUAUUUUUAUCCUUGACAUGGAUUUACCUACACCUUUCUACCUCCCAUGAGCAUGGGUCGUUUCUUCUACUCAAAAAAUUUUCCCUUCUGUGCUCUUUAAAUGAAAAGUGGGCAAUUAUUUGUCAUUCUGAAUUCUGUAAUUUUCAGCAUCAAGUGCCUUUUUCAAUAAUAAAAUAUGUAACACUUCA
Molecule: messenger RNA, 5905 nt
Organism: Styela clava
Lineage: Eukaryota; Metazoa; Chordata; Ascidiacea; Stolidobranchia; Styelidae
Source: RefSeq, a predicted model, not a curated record